Messenger RNA from Adineta steineri, 234 nucleotides. NCBI's taxonomy places the organism in Eukaryota, Metazoa, Rotifera, Eurotatoria, Adinetida, Adinetidae. The record is from the annotation of a GenBank genome assembly.
AUGUUGAUAGAUUACAAAAAACCUAUUCGUGAUUUUCUACGUAAACGACCGCAAGAUUAUGAAGGAGAGCCAGUGUAUUUUUGGAUGGAUAAUACGAUAUAUGUGAAAAAUGCAACAAAAAAUCUUAUUAAAGACUUAGCUAAAAUUGCUGAAAUUCGAACAAUUCGUCUUGAAGACCAUUCAGUAACACUAGAUGUUAGAAAUAUUCAACAUAUAUUUCAAAUAGAUAUUUGA